AUGAUUCCUUCGCUCCCAGCCAUCAUGGAGUCUUGCGCAACCUGCGCAACAAUCCUCCGGUUACAGGGUACGCCGACGUCAGCAAAGAUGCCCGACGAUCGGAUAGUAUCGUGCUGUGGAAGAGUGAUAUGCGGCAGCUGUAUCCAGAAGAACCCGAGGUUCUCUCAAUACUGCCCGUACUGCCAGAUAUCCAGUACACCUUCUCCUCUGCCCCAAGGACUCAAGGAUCCACCGUCUUAUGCGCUGGUCUCGCAGUCACGAACCAUGGAUAGCGGACCACCACCCUACACACUCGUGGACGCGAAACCUCAGCCGAAAAGGAAUGAGGGCGCAAGUGCGGGAGUGGACGAGAAGAGCACCGCUGAUGAUACUCUCCAUUUUCUGAACCACAACCACGACAGCAUCACAUCAUUGUCGUUUCGAUAUGGCGUUCCUGCAGCCGCAUUGCGGCGGGCAAACAACAUCACGAGUGAUUAUCUUCUACAAGGUAGAAAAACAAUAUUAAUCCCAGGGGAAUACUACAAAGGCGGCGUUAGUCUCUCGCCCACGCCAAUCGAUGGAGAAGAUGAAGAGUUGAGAAAGAGCAAGAUACGGCGAUUUAUGACGUCCUGCAAAGUCUCUGAUUACAACAUUGCCCAGCUCUAUCUUGACAAGUCAGGCUAUGAUUUUGGCGCUUCAGUACAAGCGUACUUUGAUGACGAGGCAUGGGAAAGGGAGCAGGCGAGCAAUGGGGCCAACAAAGCGAUGACGAGGACGAAGAACCUCGGCUUCUUCUGGCGAAGAUAA
Messenger RNA from Metarhizium robertsii ARSEF 23, 786 nucleotides. Its product is annotated as Peptidoglycan-binding lysin domain protein. The coding region runs from base 1 to 786 and encodes 261 amino acids. Lineage: Eukaryota; Fungi; Ascomycota; Sordariomycetes; Hypocreales; Clavicipitaceae. The transcript is spliced from 2 exons. The record is from RefSeq and is a predicted model, not a curated record.